Messenger RNA from Aspergillus campestris IBT 28561, 1898 nucleotides. Its product is annotated as Ytp1 family protein. The record is from RefSeq and is a predicted model, not a curated record. NCBI's taxonomy places the organism in Eukaryota, Fungi, Ascomycota, Eurotiomycetes, Eurotiales, Aspergillaceae. The coding region runs from base 177 to 1670 and encodes 497 amino acids. The transcript has 5 exons.
CCCGCCAAUCCGUGCCGCUUGAAUGAACUCCGGGCGAUCCCUCCGUCAGUUAGUAAGGAAGUACGUACGCCGUUGCACUCCUUCUUGGAACUUUACUUAUCCUUCCUCUCCCUCCUUUUCUAUCUCUUCCAUCAGACUCCUUCGCACGCCAACUGCUCCUUUCGCGAAGACGAAUCAUGAGUCAACUCUUCUUGCGAGGAGUGCUACCGGCACUCCUCCUCGUUUCACCCGCCCUGGCCCAUGGAGGCCACGAAAACGUCCCCGAAGGCGAAGCCAUCUCCUUGGAGCCGAUCGACUCGACGUUAUGGAUUCAUAUCAUUCUGAUGGGAUUUGCCUUUGGCAUCCUUUUUCCGCUGGGCAUGGUUCUCGGGAUCGUGCGCUCGCGGUGGCACGUUCCUGUUCAGAUUGUCGCUACCUGUAUCGCCGUCGUCGCCUAUUUCCUCGGUCACGCCCAUAAAGGCCGCCAGUUCGGGAAGAACGCCCAUCAUUCUUUCGCAAACGUCCUGAUGCUCAUGAUGGCCGUGCAAGUCGUCUUCGGCCUCUACCUCAAACUCCACAUCACGAAAGGCAUCCACGGACGCAUCCGCCGCGUUUUCGUCGUUGCGCACGGGGUGCUCGGAAAGGCGAUGCCGGUGGUCGCUUGGGUCCAGAUGGUGUUUGGGGGGAUCGCGGCGCUGGGUUUCUGCCAGGAUGACCAUAUGGGACAGUGUUUGGCCCACUUCAUCAUGGGUAGCGCAUUCAUCGCGUACGGAAUCCUGCUCACCAUCCUCCUCCUGGUGGGCCAGUACUGGCUGCGUCGCACGGGCCGGAGCCAGGAAUUCUUCGACUCGUUGAUCAUCGCCGCCUGGGGGUGCGUCAACACCUUUACCGAGCACCGAUGGGGCGGCCCUUGGGUCCACAAUGACCUGCAGCAUACCACCAUGGGCAUUGUCUGGUGGUGCGCGGGUCUCCUAGGUAUCUGGCUGAGUCGCAACCGGGACGGUGGCCCCAAGCGUAACCUGAUGCCCGCCAUUGUCAUCCUCUUGACCGGUUAUGCCAUGUCCGCGCACACGCAGCACCUGAUGAUCAGCACCAUGGUCCACUCCAUCUUCGGCUACACGCUGAUGGCGGCUGGUGCGGCCAGAAUCGUCGAGAUCUCGUUUGUCCUAAAGGACAAGCCCACCCUAAGUCCCAACGGCUCGAACCCGCACAGUUUCCAAUUCGUGACACCAUUUCUUCUGUACGCCUCUGGUUUCCUCUUCAUGGGUGCCACGGAAGAGCAGAUGCAACUUCUCGACCAGGCCGGGGUCAUGCACGUGUCCUAUAUCCUCAUCUUGUACAGCAUUGCAUUCCUCCUGUUCCUGUUCGUCAACGUCCUUAUCCACAUCUACGCCGUCCACGCCUGGCCCGAAUCCACCCAGCCCGCUCGCACCCGCUACGACGGUUUCGUCGACGAGGCCGAAAACCCCGACAGCUACUCCCGCCUGGGCGGCGCCCGUGUCCACCAUCCCAACGGCCACGCCCGCUCCGCCGCCGAAGCGCAGCAGCUGCACGACGCGGAAGCCUUCGAGCUGGAGGGUCUGAUCUCGGACGAGGAAGAUGGCCACAAGGUAUCGACCGACAGCCGACGUGGCCGGAAAUCUGAAGACGGCGACGACUCGCCGUUGGUUGGGAAAGAGACGUCGCGUUGAUUUGGUGGCGAUCCGCAUAAAAGCCGAAUGCAUCUUCUCUUACUUCAUUUUAUUUCUUCUUUCACCUGGUUACUUUUCUAUGAUCUGACCAUCAGAGGCUUCUUCAAGAACAGCAUGCCACCUCCGAAUGGACUGUUCUGCCUAUUUGUUUUCUUUGAUCACUCGAUUGAUUGAUCUGUUUAUUCAUGGAGGGGGCGUCUGUAUUUAUUUGCUGGGACUGGAGUUAGG